Messenger RNA from Lampris incognitus (smalleye Pacific opah), 4482 nucleotides. It is a transcript of the gene fig4a, whose product is annotated as FIG4 phosphoinositide 5-phosphatase a. NCBI's taxonomy places the organism in Eukaryota, Metazoa, Chordata, Actinopteri, Lampriformes, Lampridae. Gene Ontology annotation, molecular function: phosphatidylinositol-3,5-bisphosphate 5-phosphatase activity. Bases 348 to 3077 code for a protein of 909 amino acids. The record is from RefSeq and is a predicted model, not a curated record. The transcript has 23 exons. Gene Ontology annotation, biological process: phosphatidylinositol dephosphorylation. Gene Ontology annotation, cellular component: intracellular membrane-bounded organelle.
CAAACGCUUGGCAAAAGCUGCAUGCUAUUUUCCUUAGACCUAAUCAACUUUUACAUAGUGGCACCAUAUUUUAUUUCCGUUAUGGUCAAAAGAUCACAAUCGGAGUUUUCAUCCAAAUAGAAAAGAUCAGCAGCAGCUGAGGUAACACAGCUAUUUUUGACAGAAGCUUAGCCAAGGGCAAAAAAAAAAGAGAUACCUCGAAGCUAAUUAUUCGGGUUUUAGCACCUUUUGCUUAUUAUGUUUCCUCCCAUCGGUCCGCUUUGAUAUGUACAUUAUAUCCGUUUUCAGUCGCCACCGCUCGUCUUUUGUUUCUCUCGGAUUUUGAUACGUUUUAAUAAGUGAUAAUCAUGCCUCAGUCAGCGGCUGUCAUCAGCGGUGUCCAGAGGAUGGUUCUGUACGAAACCAGGGCUAGGUAUUUUUUGGUGGGCAGCAAUCAGGCACAGACCAAACACCGUGUCCUGAAGAUUGACCGCACAGAACCCAGGGAUCUGGUGGUAAUUGACGAUAAGCAUGUAUACAGCCAGCAGGAGGUCCGGGAGUUGCUGGGGCGCCUGGACCUGGGCAACCGCACCAAAAUUGGCCAGAAGGGCUCAUCCGGCCUGUCCAGAGCUCUCUCAGCCUGUGGCAUUGUGGGGUUUGUGCGUUUCCUCGAAGGGUACUACAUUGUGUUGAUCACCAAGCGGCGAAAGAUGGCUGAUAUCGGUGGCCACUCCAUCUACAAAAUUGAGGACACCAGCAUGAUUUAUAUCCCCAAUGACUCUGUCAGGGUCACACACCCAGACGAGGCGAGGUAUGUGCGCAUCUUCCAGAACGUGGACCUGUCGAGCAACUUCUAUUUCAGCUACAGCUAUGACCUGAGCCACUCGCUGCAGUAUAAUCUGACUCUGCUACAGAGGCCGUGUGACCCGGGAGCGGCGGUGGACUCGUCGGUGGAGGAAGAGGUCCAUCCACACAGCAAGCAGGACAGCUUUGAUAUCUUUGAGGAUGAGGGGCUACCCACCCAAGUGGUCUAUGGCCUCCAGAAUGAGCCAUACUUCAAGUACGUGUGGAACGGAAAGCUGCUGGAACGGGUGAAGGACACAGUGCAUCGCGACUGGCUCAUGUACAUUAUCCACGGCUUUUGUGGCCAGUCCAAGCUCCUGAUCUACGGCCGACCAGUUCAUGUCACCCUCAUUGCCAGGCGUUCCAGCAAAUUCGCAGGGACCCGCUUCCUCAAAAGAGGAGCCAACUGUGAGGGGGACGUGGCCAAUGAGGUGGAGACUGAGCAGAUUAUCCAUGAUGCCUCUGUGAUGUCCUUUGUAGCAGGUAGUUACUCCUCCUACGUCCAGGUACGGGGUUCGGUCCCACUGUACUGGUCCCAGGACAUCUCUACCAUGAUGCCCAAGCCCCCAAUACGCUUGGACCAGGCUGACCCAUACGCCCAUGUAGCAGCACUCCAUUUUGACCAGAUGUUGCAGCGCUUUGGCUCACCCAUCAUCAUCCUCAAUCUGGUCAAGAAACGAGAGAAAAGGAAACAUGAGAAGAUUCUGAGUGAGGAGCUUUAUCCAGCUGUGAACAACCUCAACCAGUUCCUUCCUCCGGACCACUGCAUCGACUACAUUGCCUGGGACAUGGCCCGCUACACCAAAAGUAAGCUCUGCAAUGUGUUGGACCGUCUUAGCAUGAUUGCUGAAAAUGUGGUCAAGCGAACAGGUUUCUUCAUCAACCGCUCAGACUUCUACUGCCAUACUGUGAGACCAGACGAGAGGUGGAGAGAUGUAGGAGGAAACCUCACAUCCACAGGACGUGUUCAGACUGGAGUGUUACGAACCAACUGUGUGGAUUGCCUGGACCGGACCAACACUGCCCAGUUCAUGGUGGGGAAGUGUGCACUGGCCUAUCAGCUCUAUGCUUUGGGCAUGAUUGACAAGCCCAAGCUACAGUUUGAUACAGAUUGUGUCAGGUUAUUUGAGGAGCUGUAUGAAGACCAUGGAGACACUCUGUCUCUGCAGUAUGGCGGAUCCCAGCUGGUCCACAGGGUCAAGACCUACCGCAAGAUUGCUCCAUGGACACAGCACUCCAAAGACAUCAUGCAGACUCUGUCACGCUACUACAGCAAUGCCUUCUCAGAUGCUGACAGACAGGAUGCCAUCAACCUAUUCCUCCAGGUCUACCAGCCAUUGGAGUCCAAGCCACACCUGUGGGAGCUGCCCACCGACUUCUACCUGCAUCAGAGGAGUACCAUGGCCCUGCCCCAGGAGAGACGCAGCUAUACAAAUUGGUGGUCAGAAGGAACUAUCUCCUAUCUGCCAUUGGCCUAUGAUGAAGCCCCCUGUGAGGACAACAUGAAGAAGGUGAAGGUGAGGAGAGUGAACCGCUAUGAUGAGACCACCGACAUCUACACCGAGUUCUUCAAGCCGUACGAACUCACCUCCUUCGACGAGACCUUUUGUGUUGCGAUAACCAACUCGGCGAGGGAGUUUAUGCCCAAGACCGUGGGACUGGAUCCAAGUCCUUUCACAGUACGCAAGCCAGAGGAGACGGGGAAAUCGGUGCUGGGUACCAAGACUAAUAAGGAGGAGGCGGUGCUGCAGAGGAAAACCGCGGCCAGCGCACCUCCCCCACCCACCGAGGAGGCCAUCUCCAGCACAUCGGAGGAUGACUCUGAGGAGGACCGUGAUGAUGACGGAGCCGUGUCCCAGCGGUCCACCCCCAUCAAGCUGGUCACCGAGUGUGGGGAUAGCAGCCGCACACAAGAGGAGUUCCAGCAGCAGCAAGUAAGGGAGACCUACGGACUCAAUCUCGCCGAGUUUCCUGCCGAGGAAGACGUGCACAUAUACGAGAGAUUUGCACGUCUGGGCCAGAACCAACACAAGGUGGAGAGAACCGAACCCAUACAUCUGGCCAACAUCAUCUGCCUACAGCCCGUGUCAUCCUUCCAGGAGGACAGCAUCUAUGCUGUUUGUCCUCCGCAGGUGGACAGAGGGAGCCGUGAGGUGUUUGAGAGCCACGUGAUGACCGGCCAGGGCCUGAUGAGGGCGCUGUGCAGGGAGGACAUGUUGAUGUACAGGGAGUACAUCAAGAACAGAUAUAUGUGAGACGCUGAGACCAGCCACAUGACUUUUAAGCCUACAUGUACAGCCAAGGCCUUACCUCAGAGGUCAACCACUGACCCCGCCCGUUACCGACAUAACACCAUGAAACUCACAGUGAUGGCAUUACAGCAAGACCUGGGAAGUUGUGGACUGGGAAAAUGACCAGGACAGUGAUUGGUUUCUUACACCCAAGCCUGCGACUGGAUUUUUUUUUUAUUGGCGUAGACAACAGUGUUAUGAUGAUAACGAUAUGUUUCAUGUUAAUGUAAUGUAAUGUAACUGGACCAACUUAUUUCUCAAGAUGGAUUUUAAAGAGACAGGAAAUGUAGGCACGGCCUGUUUUAGCAACUGUUUGAAUGUAAUUUGGGUGUAAGAUGGGUCUUUUUUUUCUUUCUUUCUUUUGGAAGGCUGGCCCUGUGUUGCUUUUUAUUUAUUUUUUAUUUCAAUUGUCCACCCGAUUCAAUUUUAAUUGCAACACAUUUUAGAGGAAAAAUUCUUCAACUGAAUGUGAUUUUGUCCCUUGUUUUAUUUUCAUUAAAAGGAUGUCAUUUGCAAAAUUUGUGGCGACUCCUUGUGAAUUCAAACUCGGUUAUAAAUGUUGUCAGGAUUUGACAGCAGAACAUGCAUAAAACAUCAGGCGGAUCGCCAUUUUAGUCUCACAUACCUGCUUUUAAGAAACACCUGGAACCAGUCAACUCUGACUGGUUCCAGGUGUUUGCCAGGUACCGACAAGAUAUCACGACAGUUUUAUUAUUCGUCACUGGUGUUACGGAAAAGCGCAGGCUCUGAUCUUUUACCACGUUGAAUUUAAAGUUUACUUUGUGAUCUGUGGAGCAAGUUAGGGCCAUGUCCUAGCGACCUUAAAACAUGCAAAGUAGCCAAUUAUAAAGUCAAACGUAUAAGAAAGACAGCGAGGAUACAAACACCAUCCCCGUCUUCCUCACUGAAAUUCCUGCAGACGGGUGCAUUUCAUCUGAUAACAGUGUUAUAUAACUUAAUGAAAUCACAAUGUCCAUCUCAAUUCUUUUUUUCAUUUUAUUAUUUUAUUCGUGAUCAUAUUUUGUGUUUACUGCUAUGGCAACACCAAUAUUUGACUAAACUUCUCAGCCACUGGGGGGAAGAUGAGAUGAAGUUUGUAUUCCAGAUUAAUGAAGCAUCACUUCCUAUGACGCAGCAUGAAGGGUGUUUAGUGAAGCCUGUCAAAACCAUCGGUGCCGUCAGGUGAUUUGAAGGGGUCAGAGGAGAGGAGAAUGAUCUGAUGUAAACCGGCACAACGAGGUUUAGAGUGAAACCCCAUGAACUUGUCAUUUGAAUUUGUUUCUGUCUUAACGGGUGUCUGAUGUUGAAUUUUGUUUUAUAUCACCGCCUCACAGAGAUGUCAUGUGAUUGUUAUGUCAUGUGAUUAUUA